Messenger RNA from Somion occarium, 3581 nucleotides. NCBI's taxonomy places the organism in Eukaryota, Fungi, Basidiomycota, Agaricomycetes, Polyporales, Cerrenaceae. The record is from the annotation of a GenBank genome assembly.
GAACGACAAUGAACCAUUAUCUCAGCCAAAACCUCAGGACACCAGAAUACGAACAAGAUAAUGAAUCUAUCCUUGCCGUCUGACUAGAAAAUGUCAGACGCAGCCGCUCAAGUUGCUCGCGAGGCGAAAGGCCUCCAACAAGGAUUGAAGGAGUUGUUGAAGACUCGAGACAUUCUUGACAAAGAUAUUGAUAUUCAAAGGAAGAAUCUCCGCCGCCAAUACCUGCGCCUACUUCUCGUUCAUCCAUACGCCAAGGAAUCCAAGGAUGCAGAGACGCAUUUAUGGAUGCAAACAUCCUAUUCACUCAUUUCCAUCUACAAGCAACGCAUAUCUGCACUAGAUCGCGCGAUUUAUGGACCUCCCCGCCAAGCGCCACAAUCGCAGCAGCCCCAACAACGCAACGUUGUCGAGUAUCGAAAGCUCCUUCAACGCUUUCGUCAGUUCCUUGCGGACGAGGAGAAGUUCUGGACACAGUUGAUCAUCCGACUACGGCGGAACUUUGCUAUUGAUAAUGCGCAGCCUGCUCUGGCAGCUCUUGGGAUUCUCACUGACCAGGAGCCGCCACCUCAACCUCAGCCUCAGGACGGUACGACACCGCGGCGUAACCAAUUCCAGUUCCCGUCUGAAAGUGACGAAGUAAUACCCGAACUCUUACCGACAUCGGCUGCUCAGCGAGAAAGUAGACUUGCCAUCUUCAGCAAAGCUCUCGUUUGUCUUGGUGAUAUUGCUCGAUACAAGGAACAGUACAAUGAAUCUGGCGGACGGCCACGUGCCGGGCACGAAGAUGGACCCCCGGCUGUUCCACCUGCUGGAAGAGGUCGAGGUAGGAGGGGCGGGGCUCCUCCUACGGCUCUACCUAUACUCUCUCGUCUGCGCAACUACGAUCGUGCGAUACUGUGUUACGACCAGGCUCGACUGUUGACGCCCCAUGAUGGGAACCCGUCUCACCAGCUUGCCAUUAUUGCAUCUUAUCAGAAAGAUAUCUUCACGUCUCUUAUGCACUAUUACCGGGCACUGUGCGUUCGGCAGCCUUACGAGACGGCUUCGGAGAACAUGGGAAGCGUUCUUCAUAGAGCCUUGGAUCAGUGGAAGGUGAAACAAGCGAAGGGCGUCGUGGAAGACCUAAGUCCUUUUGAGACGCCCAAUGCUCCUCGCGUUAGGGUAGAGAAUAUCAAGGAGCGAAUCAUUAUUCUGCACGCUCAAUGGCGCUUUGGAGGCAAUGACGAGCAGGUCAUUCGCAAUUUUCAUAGUCUUCUAUCCGACCGCAUCCUCCCAGUUGAGAUCAUUAACAAGGUCAUCGUGCUGGCUGAAGGUGCCUUGUGGAAGCACCGUAUGAUUCGCCCAACGUCCCAUAACGAGAAGAGGAACCCUCGUUCACCCCUCACUGAAUCGAGGAUGGCUACGCAUCUUCUUGGUAUCCAUCGCGUUCUUCUGGACGUGGGGUAUGUUCAGCUCAUGGAGGCGCCUCCGGCCGACGCUGCUGAAAAUGAUCUUGCUCAACGCAUCACUGCGGUCUUUAGAAGAACCCUGCCUGCUCUUCGUAUGUCUGGGAAGUGGAUCCGUGCAAAUACUAGGUACCUGUCUCAAGCCCGCGAUUCCCAGGACCCCGAUGCUGGUGUAAACAAUAUGCAUGCGCCCAAGAGCAGAAGGACGAGAGAUGGAAGGGGUGUCAAUCAAAAGGAAAAGGGAAAUCCCGUCAUCAUCAAGGCUCUUCGUCAAUUCUGGGAAGACUACACGAAAUUUAUGAAUACGCUACUAUCCGCCUUUCCAGCCGACAACCUUCCUGUUUUGCGUGCGCCUUUGGAGGAAGACAUCGAGAUGUCAGGUUUCCUUCCCCUCCGCAAGUACAUGCUUGGUGAAACCAGACAGCCCACGGCUUCUCAGGGAGAUGUCAAAGCUGUCACUAACGCCCCUCAGCCAAGUGUUCGAGGUCGUGAAGAGGUGCAUCCUAACGAGGAACAAUUGAUGAGGAUAGCGGAUAUCCUAAUUGACGCCAAAGCGGUAGCCGAGGACGAGGUUACUCCUGUCACAUUUGAUGGUCAUCGUUUUGUCCUCAAACCUAUGGAACUUGCUAAGGCUGUUUCCGCGGAUGUGGAUGCUACCGACAGCACAAUACUACAAGCGGAUGGUAAUGAAGACUCUGCUGCACAUCUGCAAGCACAAGAAGAAGCCAGGUCUGAUGUGGAUGACGACAUGAUGUCUCGUACCGAAACCGAUAUCGUGGGCGAUGCGUUCCGUCAAGUACUAGAUUCGGACGAAGACGAGGAGCAAAUCCUCUACCCAAGGCCUGCUCCAUCUCCAGAGCCACUGGCUGGCGUGCACUCUAUAGGACCAACAAGCCCUCAUUCAAUCAGUCCUGUCAGCCCCCUCAGUCCCAGAUCGCCACCUUUCACUCCGCAGCGGGUACAACCAGUCUCCCCGCCUCAGCAGUCCUUGAAGUCCAGUGCGCCUUCUCCACCUAUGCCUGGUGCCCCAACUCCUUCAGGAACUACAGCCAAGGACCUCCUGAACGACGCCUUAAGACGUGGUGCUGCAGCGCUGACGCCGUCUACCCAUAAGCGCCUACCAUCCAAUCCUAUGUUCUUUGGUACCGGGCCUACCAUUUGGUCGACAACUACAGAGAGCGAUUCUCUGAAAUACACGAGUGCACCGAGUACUACCCAGAUUCCUAGUGAUUCUAUCAAUCAUACUUCACCGUUCCAGCACCAUGAAUCCCCUCCUGUGCCUUCUCAGCCAUCGUGGUCACGUCUCACUUCUAGCCAACCAGCACCUUCUUCAUUUAUUGGUGCUUCAUCUCCUUGGAAUCAGGGCUUACAAUCUUUGCCCGGGUUGGGCCCCAUUGGUCAUCAGCGAGCGGGGUCACAGUCGUUGUAUACUUCUCGACCGCAACCCUUUACACCUCAGACACAAAGUCAGCAGUACGAGCCAAGGUCUUUACCUCCCCCUGUAGGCGAUCCGUUCAGUAUGCCUCACAGUUUGCAUCAAGAUGUGAACCCCCCUGCAUAUUCCGAUACUAUCUAUUCGGCUUCGCCUAGUUCCGCGUUCUACCGACAAGAGAACCGCGAUGUGUUCAGUAGUCCCUAUACUUCUAAUGGCGGCGGCAGGACGGAACAAAGGGCGUUCCCGGCACCUUUCCUUCCCACUUCUUCAAUAUGGAGUAAUCCUGGAUAGCAUCACGUUCGAAUUCGUUGUGGACGUAUCUUCUAGUGUCAUCUCGGGUUGCGCUCGACGUAGACCCUGGCUUUCGAAUUCUGUUCCCCCAAGGGUGGUUGAACAGAUCCUCGCUAAAUCCAUACAAUGUGGCGGUGGAUGCGUGAUACGAUUAAGGCUGUCGUACAAGACAUUCCCCCCAUAGCGGUUGUAUUCUCCUGUCCUAGCCUAGUGAUUGCUACUCGGUCCCUUCCAUCUUAUGUAUGGUCAGCGUGGAGAGAAGCUGACCUUUGCAUCUUAUACGCUUCGUUUGCUCUCGAGAUGUUUGAAAGCUGUAUUAGCUAUUUACGCUUCUUAUGUAUUCUACGUGCCUGCACGUGUGAUUGUACGUUCACCGUCUUUUGCGAUCACGAUUGAAAUCUUUACGAAGU